AUGCCCUCAGCAAAUAGAAAUGGCGCUGAUGUGGCUGUUUCAUCCAGGUUUCUCUCCACAAAAAGGGGAGACCAAAAUAGUUCUCAGGAAAAGGAAUUUUGUCAUAAGGUCUUUUAUUGGGUGCUGGUUCUUAACUCUGGACUUCUCUACAAGUUUUGUCAAACUAUCAAAUGCAGAGCAAAUUGGAGGCCUGCCAGAGCACCCAGAGGGUGGAAUGAAGCAACAGAGAGGCAUCAGGAAAGGAGAACACAGAGGGAGACAGAGAUGGGAGGCAUAAGCACCACCUACUGGCACAGGCUGUGCACUUGCACGGAUAGGAGAGCUGAAAAGUUGGUCAUGGAUGGAAAUAACUGCUGGUUUCACAAAUGAGGAGGCAGAAAAUUCCACUUAAUUUCACUAUUACAAUGCUCAGCAGAAAAAAAAAAACAACUUGGAUUACUGAGCUACAGAACACCCAGACUCAUAGCACUGGGACUUCCAGUUCUUACCUUACGAGUGGGUCACAACCCUGACAAAGGGGACAAUAUCCAUUAGCCAUUAUCUUGCUGCGUAUGAAUAACCCUCUCUCACAAAAAUAAAGAUAAAUAUGUUCUGAAAUAAUUGAUAAAAUUAAAUUGACUUUCCAGCCACUCAC
Pan troglodytes (chimpanzee) is the source of this 634-nucleotide messenger RNA. RefSeq lists its product as uncharacterized. The transcript is spliced from 3 exons. NCBI's taxonomy places the organism in Eukaryota, Metazoa, Chordata, Mammalia, Primates, Hominidae. The record is from RefSeq and is a predicted model, not a curated record. Bases 1 to 369 code for a protein of 122 amino acids.